AUGUGCCUUCUGCCUGCGCCGGACCUUUUCUUUACCCACUCUACCCUUUCUCACCAGAGACCCACCGCGUCCAAAUCCGAUUCACUAACGGACGUUUUCUAUAGCCGCGGUCCCUUGAAUGGAUCAGGAUACAAAGUUGCUUCGGAAGACGACACCGCAGAUGAGGGUGGUCUCAGCCCUCCCCCUUCAAGCUCUGUCUCAAGUGUCAACCCUGACGUACUGAACGACGAGAUCGUCGUUGGUACGCGUCAAGCCACUGCCACCAAUGGUGACAAGUCAUCUCCACUCCGAGUGACGUCUCCCAAGGAGGACGUGGAAAUGGCCGGGGUCGACGAUGACGCGCCUAUUUCCCAUUACCCCAAGCGCAAACGUGCUUCAAUGUACGAACAUCUCGGCGAAGACAAGCUCGAGGGAAGUUUGCUUCCAGGUGCCGAAGAUGCUGAUGCAAACAGCCGCCAAACCCCCAAGCCUCGCCCCGGAGCCAACCAAGCAAAAGGCGUGCUACUAGGCUACUGGAGAGAUUCUCCCGUGCCCAAGGAGGCCGGCAAACACGCAGUUAUCGGCUUCCCAGAUGUGCGCGACCGCCUUCGAACGCGCAUUCAGAACUACAACCGGAAUGGCGAAGCUAUUAACACUCGUCUGUUCCCUAUUCCUCCUGGUCCCGGUGGCAGCUGGGUCACUUUUGAGCGCGUCGUCUUUGCUGAUCACCUCGUCGGUCUUGACCACAAUGAAGUCAAGGAGUACGUGAAACUGCGCCUUGUUGCUCUUAAGGAUGAGAACGAAUUCACGUCCGAUGAAGACAGACACAAAGCCGAGCUGGCCGCUGCCCAAGAGGCAAAGCGCUAUCUCCAGGAACACCCUCCUCCGGAGACUGCUCAGCCACCGGCAAUCGCGUAUGGCAGGGACAUCCCAGAGAACCCUCAGCACGGGUACCGCCCUGAUGCCAAGCGCAGGCGUACCGGUAGUGCUACAGGCACUAUCGGCUCCAAUGCUCAACCUCAUGUGCCUUCCCAGACCUCUACGCCUACUCCCACACCUCAGCCGCAGCCUCUACCCUCGCAGCAACCGCCAGAGAUGAUGCAAGAUCAUCAGCCUGCAUUCCAAGAUGCUCAGCAUCCUCCCCCGGCCCCCGCGGCUGCCAUCAUGCAACAGCAGCAGCCUCCUGUCCAGCCUGCUCAACCGAUCAUGCAGCAGCAACCUGUCGACCCCAUGUACGUUGGCAACCUUCCUGGACAGCGUCCUACAAGGAUCCUUGUUGGUUGCUGGAGCCGAAGCAGCGCCCCCAACGAUAGUGAGAAGCAUGCUGUUUAUGGCAUCCUUGGCGCCAACGACAUGUUCCGGGUCAAGCUGGUCCGUGAGACCAUGGAUGGUCGCUUCGUGGACGGCAACUUCCCCACUGGUGCUGGCGCUCUCUGGAUAGCAUAUGAGGAGGUUAACUUCUUGCCGCAUAUCCGCGACCUCAACCGAGGUGAGAUGAAGGAGUAUGUUCGUGUUCGCCAGUAUCAGAUUGACUCUGGCGAGAGAGAAGACGAGCGCGUGGCCAACGAGACCAAGGCUGUCUACGAAGCCCAGCGACGAGCAGCCUUGAACCCGAAGGCUACGCCUGGCCCUCCCCAGCAAGCUGCCCGCCACAAUCUCAACAGCUAUGGAGGCGAUGAGUCGAUGCAGAGCCCGAAGCCUGAGCCCGGUGUGCAGGACAUGAGGCAAGGUCGCCGCGAGAUGAUCCCUGAUAUCCGAGGCCCACGUGCCCUGUCCGAGGCUGAGUAUCGCCAAGCCAGUCGUCAUGGUAGUGUAGAUCCUCUUGAGCGUACCAACAGCCUCGCCCGACGCGAGGUGCACAAGAUGGAAGCUGCCCAGAUGCGUCAAGAUCGACACAACCCCCAGCGCCAGGGAAUGAACAGCGCACCCAUGCCUGCACCAGGUCCCGUCCCUUCGGACAGCCGUGUCAUGUUCCAGGACAACAUCGGCCGGCUCAACAAGGUCUGGACCGCACAAGAGGCACACCGGCUCCAGGGCCAGCAGCAGCAGCAGCAGCAGCAGAUGAUGCAGAUGCCGCCUCAGCCCCAGCCCCAACAGCCUCAAGCCCAGGCCAUGAUCCCCGGCCCUAACAUGGACGAGGUCAGGACUGUGGACAACCGGACUUACACGCGCAAGCAGAACGGACCGUUUGCGGGCAAGCUGGUCAGCCGAGGAGAGAUCAUCACCAUCGAUGGCGAGGACUACGUGGAGUACCGGGUCCUCACCAAGCCGUCGUUUUUCUAA
Molecule: messenger RNA, 2262 nt
Organism: Neoarthrinium moseri
Lineage: Eukaryota; Fungi; Ascomycota; Sordariomycetes; Amphisphaeriales; Apiosporaceae
Exons: 1
Coding region: 1-2262 (753 amino acids)
Source: RefSeq, a predicted model, not a curated record